This is a messenger RNA of Juglans regia (Persian walnut), 1406 nucleotides long. RefSeq names its product ubiquitin fusion degradation protein 1 homolog. NCBI's taxonomy places the organism in Eukaryota, Viridiplantae, Streptophyta, Magnoliopsida, Fagales, Juglandaceae. Gene Ontology annotation, cellular component: VCP-NPL4-UFD1 AAA ATPase complex. Gene Ontology annotation, molecular function: polyubiquitin modification-dependent protein binding. The transcript has 10 exons. The record is from RefSeq and is a predicted model, not a curated record. The coding region runs from base 197 to 1153 and encodes 318 amino acids.
GCCACCUUUCCAAACCGCUACCGGAUUUCGCUGCACUCAGCCUGCAUUGGUGAGCCUGCAAUUUGGCAAAACCUUCCAAUACCUUGGUUGUCCAUCACAAUCUCAAAGGCUCAAGGAACUAUUAUAGUGGCUUGGGAACUUGUCAGGCCCAGUAAUGAUGCUCAGGUUUUGAUUUCAAAUCUGAUCAGUUGUUCUAAUGUUAAAGGCUUUCCAAGAAGUCCGUAGUUCAACCUUUCAACAGAGUUAUCGUUGUUACCCUCUCUCUUUCAUUGAUAAGUCACAUCUGGAAAAGGGUGAUAAAAUAAUUAUGCCUCCCUCAGCUCUUGAUCGCCUAUCAUAUUUACGCAUAGAAUACCCUAUGUUAUUUGAGCUUAGCAAUCUUUCUGCUGGACGAGUCACUCAUUGUGGAGUCCUAGAAUUUGUUGCUGAUGAAGGACUGAUAUAUUUACCAUACUGGAUGAUGGAAAACAUGCUCCUGCAAGAGGGACAGAUAGUGCAAGUGAAGAAUGCCAGCCUAGCAAAGGGAACAUAUGUGAAGCUGCAGCCACACACCAAGGACUUCUUAGAUAUCUCCAACCCCAAAGCAAUCUUGGAAACUUCUUUAAGGAGCUACUCUUGUUUGACAACUGGUGAUACUAUCAUGGUUGCUUAUAACAAUAAGAAGUAUUACAUUGAUAUAGUUGAAACAAAACCCUCUUCCGCAGUCAGUAUUAUUGAAACUGACUGCGAGGUUGACUUUGCCCCUCCUCUUGAUUAUAAAGAACCUGAAAAACCAGCACCAUCAGCUCCGUUGAAAAAGACACGCCUAGAAGAUCAAGAAGAGCCUGCCAGAAAGAUACCCAAGUUCAGCCCAUUCACCGGUUUUGGCAGACGUUUGGAUGGGAAACCCUCAACCCAACCGGUUGCACCAGCUGCUUCUCCCAAGCUUAAGCAACAUCAACCAGAGGCUCAUAAUGGAACCGAGGAUUCUAAGUCAUCUAAGCCUGCCUCGCAACAACCUGCUGGAAAGCUUGUGUUUGGUUCAAAUGUCAACCAACCACAAAAAGCAGCACCAAAAGUUGCCCCAGAGAACAACAGUCAAGAGCAGCCUCAAAAGGUGGAAGAGCCAAAGUUUCAAGCAUUCACAGGGAAAAAGUAUUCUCUGAAAGGCUAAUCGUAAUGAAAAGCUUUUCCACUCGUCUCAACAGAUAGGAGAUAAAAUCUGGCCAGUUUGGAAAUGGAAUAUCCUAAAUUCCUAACCCAGUAGGUCUCCUGCAUUUGCUUCUUUUCAGGACUCAUAUGUGUUCAUAUGAACAAAAAUUUAUUGCUCUGGAGUUGAGAUGGACUCUGACGAUUCAAAUAUUAUGUGCAUACUGUAUAGAAGACUAGAGGUUAUUUUAUAUUAAGCAUUUAUUGAUUUUGACUAA